This is a messenger RNA of Vespula vulgaris, 3708 nucleotides long. RefSeq names its product post-GPI attachment to proteins factor 2-like. The coding region runs from base 394 to 1179 and encodes 261 amino acids. Gene Ontology annotation, biological process: GPI anchor biosynthetic process. Gene Ontology annotation, cellular component: endoplasmic reticulum membrane; Golgi membrane. Lineage: Eukaryota; Metazoa; Arthropoda; Insecta; Hymenoptera; Vespidae. The transcript is spliced from 5 exons. The record is from RefSeq and is a predicted model, not a curated record.
AAGAUGUUUAUUCCUAAUAGAUAGCGUGCAUAAUAAUCGUCAUUUUGUUUUUCUCUCAAGAACUCUAAAACUAUUUCUCUAGUUCAUGAUUAUGUUUAUUGUUGGUAUAGAUGUUAAAUUUCCAAUAUGGCUGCACCUACGUAUUAAUUUUAUUAUUAUGAUAUUUAAUUCGGCGAAACAAAAUUAUUGUAUUUUUAGACUAAUUCCAAUUACAAAAUAUAGAUUUAAAUGUUUUCGUUAUCAGUCACGAUAUUUUAUCUUCAAAACAGGUGUAACGAGCUAACGAAAUAUUGUUACGACAUUCAUAGGGUAUUAAGAAUUGAGAAAGCAUUUGGCAGCAUAAUCUUAUUUGACGCUAUUUCUGUGACGUAAAAAAUAUCAACUAAGAACUCCAUGACUAUGAGUAAAUUGAGACUGGGGUCAGAUUACAUUCCCCUCACUGAAGAAGACAUGUUGAAAGUUCGAGCGAUUAUUUCAUUUUCGAGAUUAGCAUGGGUCACUGUAUCUAUACCGUUGUUUGCAUUUAUUUUUUGCGUUAUUUGGUCGGUACUCUAUAAUUUCGAACAUGCCACUGCAACCCAUUGUAAGGUUUACAAUUUUCUUCCAUCAGUCUCUGCAACGAUCGGCCAUUAUAGACCUCAAAAGGAUAUUUGGAAAUUGGCAAUUGCUACGCAAGUUAUAACUAGAACAUUAGUUCUGAUUAUGUAUUACCGUUAUUAUAAAGAGCAUGUAUAUAAAUGGGCACGAUAUAUUAGUAACAUUGUUUUGGCCGCAUAUAUUGUUGAAAAUUUAUCUCUAGUAACUUUAAGUUUCUGGAGUUCUGACUCGAACUACGUAUUUCACAAAGUAUCUUUUAUAACAUUUUUAAUAAUGUCUUCUAUCUACAUGCCAUUAUCAUACUUUGUUAUGAAAAAUUGUUGUAACGUAAGCAGAGAUUUUUCUGAAACUACAUCUAUAAGGUGGAAAUGGAGGGCAAUGAUGUCAAAUGUACUGUCCAUAUUAUUAGCAUCUUACUUUUUUUAUAGGCAUAAUAAAUACUGUGAACCAUUAGUAUAUUCCAUGUUCGCUUUGAGUGAAUAUGUCGUUGUUCUCUCAAAUAUGAUGUUUCAUUCGACAGUUGCAUUGGACUUUCCAACAUCUAGAGUUUUAAUAUCAGGGAAUGGUAUUAGACUGAUCUAAAUUAUUAUAUAAAUCAUUUUGCAAUAUACAUUUAUAAUAUACAUUUUAGAUAUUUGAAAUAUUUUAUUUAACAUAUUCAUAUUUUUAACUCGAUUUUAGUAGUUUUUUAAUCAUAUGUACCUGGUAGUGGUUAAUAUGUUUAUUAUAUUAGCCAUGAUAUCAGUCAUGCGAAUCAAUCAAAAUGAUAAAUACUUAUGGAAAGUAUACGUCAUACGUGUGAUACCAAAACAUGCUGAUUUAUUACAAAUUUUUAGAAAAAGAUAUUUAUAUAUAAAUGUAUAUACAUACAAGAAAAUACAUAGAACAUAAACAGAUAUUUAUCGUCAAUUGCUGUUAUACAAAAAUUUUAAUACAAGAAUAUAAAAAUUUCAUUUUGUUUUUAUUUCUUUUCAAUAAAUUCUUUUAAAAACACAUGUAAUGCAUUAUAUGAUUGCUAUGAAGUAUCAAGUACUAACUAAUAUAUAGAAACGGUGUAACAAAAUAUAUUAUAAUCUUACGAUAUAUAUUUUGGACAGUGACAGAUUCUAUUAUGAAGUAUAAUUACUGUGUACAAGAGAAUGGAACUUUCCUCAUUGCUGAGAAAUUUCAUUAGAUCCUUCAAUUAUAUCACAGAAUAUUAAAACUUGAAAUCGUUUUCCAUUUUAUCAGCAAUGUAUUUUGCUAUGGCCAUACUACUCGUUGCAGCAGGCGAAGGAGCAUUACGACAAUGAAGAACUCUGCUUCCAAUACUGCCAUUUCCACUGUCAAAAACAAAGUCGUCUACUAAUUUGCCAUCAUUGUCUAAUGCUUGUGCCCUAACACCAGCUGGUCCUCUGAAACACAAUGAAGUUAUUCAAAAUAUUAGAAGAAUUACAUUUAAAAACAAAGAGAUAUAAGGUAUAAAGUACCUGAAGAGCAGCUUAUACAAUCCAGGAAACUUGGCCAUUUCUAUGCAGUCUCUUAUGUUGAUAUCUGUCCAUCUAAAUGCAUAAAAUGACAGAACUUCGAUGAGUAUCUUUGACUUUUACGAUUUUGUAAUGAACAUUUCUGCUGAUCCUUACUUGUAACCUUCUCUAGAUAGUGCCAAAAUAGCAUUUGGACCGAGCCAUAUUUCACCGUUUAUUCUAGGCGUAAAAUGUACGCCCAAGAACGGUAAUUUCGGAUUAGGUACCGGAUAUAUGUUCGUUGUACAUAAAUGUCUUUUAUUUUCAUUUAGAAGAAGGUAUUCGCCUCGGAAGGGAACUAUCCGUGGAUUACGAUCGCAUCCCGUCAUGACGGCUAAACGAUCCGAAUAUAAACCAGCGCAUGUUAAUACAUAUUUCGUUGAAAUAAACUGAAAUAAAUUACAGGAUAAUCAUCAGUAAGAAUUCGUAAAACUUCUGUCGGAUUAAAGGAGAAAUAAGUGCACCUUAUUUUUAGACUGAACGAUUAUAGGUGUCAAUAGUCCUUCAUUAUGCGAUUCCAACAUUUCAGAGAAUCCACUAACUUCGUAAUUAAGAAAUAUUUGACCGCCCAUUUUUUGAAAAUCUUCUGCAAAGUGAUAGCAAACCUCAGCCCAAUUCACAAUUCCCGUCCAUGGCGACCAAAUGGCCUUUAUACCCUGAAAACCAAAAUGUUUUUGUUUUUAUCGAUAUAGCGAAGUUUUCAUAUAUCGUUACAUUUCUUAAACAAUACUCGAUAUUUUUUAACGAACACUCGAUUUUAUAAUAGUAUUCUAUCAAAUAUUUACCUUACAUUUCGGUUCGUAAUUUGAAAUGCACUCUUUAUCGACUAAUUGAAGAUCAGGUACAUUAUUUUUCAAUCCUCGAUCGAACAGAACGUUUAUCAAAUUAGCCUGUUGUUCAUUCUGAGCUACUAUCAAUUUACCGAUCUUUUUAUGAGGUAUACCUUUCUUGCAUAAAUAGUCAUAGGACAGUUUCAAACCUUCGACGCACAGCUUCGCCUGCAAUCAUUGGCUACCGGAUCAAACAUUUCUUAAGGGAAUGUUGCUCAAUCGUUUGGAAUCGAUCGAGAUUAGGAUUGCUUAAAAAGCAACUAGAUCUUUCGAAAGUUAUCGUAAAUCAAAUUUCCUUCGUUAAAAGUAUCAUUUUUUUAUAUUACCUUCAUACUACCAGGCAUAUAAUAAAUGCCAGCAUGAAUGACGCCACUAUUGUGACCUGUUUGAUGUUUUGCUAAAGCAUUCUCUUUUUCUACGAUAGCUAUUUUCAAAUUAGGAUGUCUUAUUAACAUUUCACGUGCCGUAGCACAUCCCACGAUUCCACCUCCAACAACAACGAGAUCGUAUACGUUGCAAACAUCACUGCUACUAAAUAUAACAAUUAAUUUAUUUUACUUUAUUUUAUUUAUUUAUUUAUUUAAAUACAUUUAUUACAUUGGAAACAAAAAUUUCUCGAGAGAAGGAAAAGAGUGAGAGUGUUGAGAGAAAGAGAGAGAGAGAGAGAGAGAGAGAGAGAAAGUUUAAAACUAACCUUGACGUAUAGCGACGUAUCAGACAAUUUAAAUUCGACGAUAUCGUUGGUUUUAUCAAUAAACUUAAAAUGCUGCCCGUCA